Salvia hispanica is the source of this 1464-nucleotide messenger RNA. RefSeq names its product arogenate dehydratase 1-like. NCBI's taxonomy places the organism in Eukaryota, Viridiplantae, Streptophyta, Magnoliopsida, Lamiales, Lamiaceae. The record is from RefSeq and is a predicted model, not a curated record. Gene Ontology annotation, cellular component: cytoplasm; chloroplast. Gene Ontology annotation, molecular function: prephenate dehydratase activity; arogenate dehydratase activity. Gene Ontology annotation, biological process: L-phenylalanine biosynthetic process.
UCUUAUUCCCACGGCUUCCACGUUCCCAUCUUAACCAUCUCGUCCCUCCACUUGUUCCAAAUUGCACUUUCACCCCUAACCAUGCAAUCCCUCGCCCAUUUCUCAUCUCUAGAUCUCAAAUCCAUAACCCGUUUGACUCGGGCCAACCCGACCCGAUUCCUCAUCCAAUGCGCCUCCGUCAGCCACGACGCAUCCAAUCCCACCGCCGCUCAGCUCCCCGCCGCCCAAUCCAGCCGCCGCUACGAGUGGCAGAGCGCCUGCGCCAUCCUCGCCAGCAAGGUCGUCUCCCAGCAGCAGGACACCGAGAAAUCCGCCGCCGUCAACGGCCACCCCUCCCUCAACCUCGUCCCCCUCAAUAGCUCGGCGCUUCCGAAGCCGCUCACCAUCGCCGACCUCUCCCCCGCGCCGAUGCACGGCUCGCAGCUCCGCGUGGCGUACCAGGGCGUCCCCGGCGCGUACAGCGAGGCCGCCGCCGGGAAGGCCUACCCGAAGUGCGAGGCCAUCCCCUGCGACCAGUUCGAGGUGGCCUUCCAGGCGGUGGAGCUUUGGGUAGCCGACCGAGCCGUGCUCCCCGUGGAGAACUCGCUGGGCGGCUCGAUCCACCGCAACUACGACCUCCUCCUCCGGCACCGCCUCCACAUCGUCGGGGAGGUCCAGCUCCCCGUCCACCACUGCCUCCUGGCCCUGCCCGGCGUGCGGAGGGAGCACCUGCGCCGCGUCAUCAGCCACCCGCAGGCGCUCUCCCAGUGCGAGCACACGCUGACGCAGAUGGGCCUCAGCGUGGCCCGCGAGGCCGUGGACGACACGGCCGGCGCGGCCGAGUACAUCUCGGCCAACGCACUCCACGACACGGCGGCGAUCGCAUCGGCACGCGCGGCGGAGCUGUACGGGCUGCAGGUGGUGGCGGACGGGAUUCAGGACGACUCGAGCAACGUGACGCGGUUCGUGAUGCUGGCGAGGGAGCCCAUCAUCCCGCGCACGGACCGGCCGUUCAAGACGAGCAUCGUGUUCGCGCACGAGAAGCAGGGCACGAGCGUGCUCUUCAAGGUGCUGUCGGCCUUCGCCUUCCGGGACAUCAGCCUCACGAAGAUCGAGUCGCGCCCGCACCGCAGCUGCCCCAUACGCAUCGUCGGGGACGCGGACACCGGCGCCACCGCGAAGCACUUCGAGUACCUAUACUACAUAGACUUCGAGGCAUCUAUGGCGGAGCCGCGUGCGCAGAACGCGCUCUCCGAGGUGCAGGAGUUCACCUCUUUCUUGAGGGUGCUCGGCAGCUACCCCAUGGAUAUGACGCCCUGGGCGCCUUCCUCUCCUCAACAUUGAUUCAUCCCAAUAUUAUUUUUCUUUUUGUUUCAUUUUCAUGCCUAGGUUUAUUGCUCUUUUGUCUCUUUUUUAAUUCGAUUGUAGAUUACUAUUGUGUUACUACUAUUUGAUACUAUAAAUAUUGGAUCUUGGUAGUUUAAA